AACAAUUGCCAUCUCUGCUGGUUUGGCUUGUAAUCAAAUCUAAAAAACUUUAAAUAAAUGUUCUUUAAACAAGCCAGUUUUAUCCAUUAAACCCAAUUUUAUGCCGACAAUGUGGUGAACUGGGAGAUAAGAAAAGGAUUAACCGAACAACAGAGGAACGACACUUCAGCUUUGAGCAUGAGCACCGACAGCGCUGAGGAGACGGGAGCGCACGUAAACAUUCCCCAAAUGGAGAUCAACAUAUCCAACACGAACUCCAAGAACCAGAUCGUUCUGAACGACCUGCUGCUCAUGGAGCUGCUCUGCAAGUACCCCUUCCUUUUAGUCGGUCAAGGGGAGGCCCAAAAGGACGCGGACUACGCCUCCUGGGGAUGGGAGCAGGUGGCCAAGGCCUUCAACCAGAACUACGAGGGCAUCGAGCUGAGCGCUCCGUUCUCCGUGAGCGAGCUGCAGUGGCGGUGGAACAAGCUAAUCUCCCUUACCGGCGCCCUGGCCAAGACCAAGGGGCAGAUCCCCGAGGCCUUGUCGCGGGUGGUUACCGAUGUGCACACUCGGAUGCAGGCGAAGAAACAGCCGGCUGCGCCACGCACCAAGUGCCAGGACUUUCUCCUCCGCCAGCUGCCCUUCCUAGAAUCUCUCUCGGUGUUGGAACGCCGGCGCUUGGAGGUGGAGGUGCUGGACCUCAUCCUGCAGCAGGAACGCCUGGAGAAGGCCACCCACACCAUGGGCCCCAAGGAGCAGGCGGCGGCCCAGAGCGAAUACGACGAGUUCCUCAAGGCAAUUCGGGUCAAGGAGCUCCCGGCAGACACCUUGCUGCGCCUGGCGAUGGACGGAUUCUGCAUUACGCCGCAAAGGCCACCCACUACCGCCAAUGCCAAUAAGUCGGGUAUGGUGAUUAGCAAUGAGCGCGGAGGCCAGGGUGUCAGCAAUGGAUCUAAGGUCGUCGCAAUCAAGACGGAGCCCAAGGGUGAAGCCGCCAGUGCGGCUGCCAAAUCGCCAGGUAAACCCCGCUUCGUGCCACUAAAAAGCGCUAAAUACUACAUAAAAAAGUGCCGAAUUCGGGUGAAGCGAAUGGACCUUGACGAGCACUUGCCACUGGCUUCCAUCCGACGAUCCAAUCGAUCUACGCCGAAAAUCUGACUUGGUUUCGUAUCAAAUGCACAUAAGUUUAUUAAAAAAUACAUUACUAUAAAUUACAACUUAAGGCUAUUGUA
Messenger RNA from Drosophila biarmipes, 1214 nucleotides. RefSeq lists its product as uncharacterized. The coding region runs from base 178 to 1140 and encodes 320 amino acids. The record is from RefSeq and is a predicted model, not a curated record. Lineage: Eukaryota; Metazoa; Arthropoda; Insecta; Diptera; Drosophilidae. The transcript is spliced from 2 exons.